CAGAGGAUGGAGGCGAGGUGAAAGCACACCUCAUUGGCUCCCGCUGCUCCAUUUAAAGGAAUCCAACUGGUUUGUCCUUUAAGAUCCUUCAGCAUCUCGAGAGAGGAACUUUACCUUCGCUAUUUUCUGAAAGGGAGAAUACAUUUGGGGAGAUCCGGAGCGUGGAGCAACGUCUUUGAGCCACUUUUAUAUAGGCUACAGCCUACGUAUGAGAAUCUCAUCAAUGAUCGACGAACGAUUUCAUAGCAGCAAAAAAGCCAUAUUUCUUGGCUCACUGAAAUACUAUAGAGAGAUUUCUGUGGUGCACAAAAGUGACUUUAUUCCAUAUCCAAAGGACGGAGAUAUGAAUGAUUUACACUUUUAUUGACCGGCUGAUCUAAUAUUACUAAAGUCAUGGAACGAUGGGGCGCUUUUUUGUAAGUACAUAAUAUUUUACCCACGAUAUGGAGAGUUCGCCAUGCACUCCUUUGGGAACCGCUGCUGUUGGUAACUUUUAUACCAUGGAUUCAGGAGGGCUUUCAACAAGUUUUAGGGCUCGUUUAUCUUCUGGAACAUGAUUCGAAUUAAUUCUGAGAUUUUGUGAGGUAAUUACGCGAAGGCUGCAGGAUUUCUGAAGACGUUUGAAUAGGUUUUUUUUGUCAUUUAUUUAUCGCACGAUCUCGUCAGCUCUUAUGGGAAUUAAACACUCCUCCCGCUGUUUGCUCCUCAGGAGAAAAAUGGCGGACACGGAAAGCACUGAGCAACAGCCCCUGAGUGCCGCCCCAUCCCAGUCGGUCCAGCCAUCUCCUCUACCCAAACCAGUGUCAUCGGUCCAUAAUUCCCAGAGGCCCACACACCCUUCCCACGCACCUCACACCCCUCACUCAGCCAGCUUACCCAGCUGCCCCGGCAGAGGAAAGAUGGCCAAGUUCCUCAACCCCGAUGAGAUGACCUCCAGGGAUUACUAUUUUGACUCAUACGCCCAUUUCGGCAUUCAUGAGGAAAUGCUUAAAGACGAAGUGAGGACGUUGACAUACAGGAACUCCAUGUACCAUAACAAACACAUCUUCAAGGACAAGAUCGUGCUGGACGUGGGGAGUGGUACUGGCAUCCUCUCCAUGUUUGCUGCCAAGGCCGGAGCCAAGCACGUGUAUGGGAUUGAAUGCUCAAGUAUAUCAGAAUACUCUGAGAAAAUCAUCAAGGCCAAUCACCUGGACAGUGUUAUAACCAUCUUUAAAGGGAAAGUGGAAGAGACAGAGCUGCCGGUAGAUCAGGUGGACAUUAUCAUCUCAGAGUGGAUGGGUUAUUGCCUUUUUUAUGAGUCCAUGCUCAACACAGUCAUCUACGCCAGAGAUAAAUGGCUGAAACCUGGAGGUCUGAUGUUCCCAGACAGGGCUGCUCUAUAUGUGGUGGCCAUUGAAGACAGACAGUACAAGGACUUCAAGAUUCACUGGUGGGAGAACGUUUAUGGUUUUGACAUGACCUGCAUCAGGAACGUAGCUAUGAAAGAACCACUGGUGGACAUCGUGGACUCAAAACAAGUGGUAUCCAAUGCCUGCCUGAUCAAGGAAGUGGACAUCUACACAGUGAAGCCAGAGGAACUGUCCUUCACCUCCUCGUUCUGUCUGCAGAUCCAGAGGAAUGAUUAUGUCCACGCUCUGGUCACCUACUUCAAUAUCGAAUUCACCAAGUGUCAUAAAAAGACCGGCUUCUCCACAGCACCAGAUUCCCCGUACACACAUUGGAAGCAGACAGUGUUUUAUCUGGAGGAAUAUUUGACUGUGAAAAGAGGAGAGGAGAUAGUCGGAACUGUCAGCAUGAAGCCAAACGAGAAGAACGCACGUGAUCUGGACUUCAGCUUUGAGCUGGAUUUUAAAGGUCAGCUCUGUGAGGCUGCUAUCGCUCAUGACUAUAAGAUGCGCUAAGUAUCCAGCAGUGGCGAGAGACGGUUUGUGACAGUACUCAGAGAAGCAGAGGCAGGGGCCGCU
Molecule: messenger RNA, 1967 nt
Organism: Carassius gibelio (silver crucian carp)
Lineage: Eukaryota; Metazoa; Chordata; Actinopteri; Cypriniformes; Cyprinidae
Gene: prmt8a
Product: protein arginine N-methyltransferase 8-B
Exons: 10
Coding region: 672-1904 (410 amino acids)
Biological process (GO): peptidyl-arginine methylation
Cellular component (GO): plasma membrane
Molecular function (GO): protein-arginine N-methyltransferase activity
Source: RefSeq, a predicted model, not a curated record